This is a messenger RNA of Pyricularia pennisetigena, 777 nucleotides long. RefSeq lists its product as uncharacterized. Lineage: Eukaryota; Fungi; Ascomycota; Sordariomycetes; Magnaporthales; Pyriculariaceae. Gene Ontology annotation, biological process: glutathione metabolic process. Bases 1 to 777 code for a protein of 258 amino acids. The record is from RefSeq and is a predicted model, not a curated record. Gene Ontology annotation, molecular function: glutathione transferase activity. The transcript has a single exon.
AUGUCUGCAUACGGAGACUUUUAUCUCAUCUACUGGCCCACCAUCCCCGGUCGAGCCGAGCACAUCCGGCUCGCCCUCGAGCUGGUCGGCGCCACAUACAGCGACUCGGCGCACCAGGAAAACGGCAUGGAUUUCAUCUUCUCUCUGAUGCGAAACGAGAACAACAAGCUGGUGGCGGGCGUCGACUGCAGCACCUGCCCGCCCUACUAUGCGCCCCCGGCCCUGCGACACGGCGAUCUGCUGCUCAGCCAGACGCCCAACAUCCUCAUGUACCUGGCGGAGCAGUUCCCGGCGCAGCUCAUGCCGCAGGGCUGCAACAAGUGGGUCGUCAACGGACUCGUGCUGACGGCGCUCGACGGGCUCAGCAACGAGCCGCACGACUGCCACCACCCCAUCUCGUCGGGGCUGUACUACGAGGACCAAAAGACCGAGGCGCUGCGCAAGUCUCGCGAGUACGUCAAGGCCAGGCUGCCGCUGUUCCUCGACUACUUCCAGCGCGUGCUCGACUCCGAGUCCAGCGGCGACGGGCCGUGGCUUCACGGGGGCCGCCUGACGUGCGCCGAUCUGGUGCUCUUCCAGUGCCUGGACGGCGUCAUGUUCAUGUUCCCCAGGGCCAUGGCCAAGUUCAAGGAUUCGGGCAAACACGAUGGUCUGUGGCGGCUCUACGAGGCGGUCAGGGAGACGGGGCCGAUCAAGAAGUAUCUGGGGAGCGGGAAGAGGCAGAAGUAUUCGAAUGGCAUCUAUCGCUACUAUGAGGACUUGGAUCUUGUCGAGUAA